AAAUUGUUCUCUGGUCACACUUGUACCACGGGUGUGGGUCCAGUGCAAAAGAUAAAUAAAUAAAUCUAUUAUUGGAAAAUGGACAGAGAAAAGUUGAUUGUGCCCAAUCAAAUAGGCUACCUCAUUUUAAAAGAGGAUGGGGCAGUUCUGGAGUCCGGAGGAGAACUGAAAAAUGAUGAGCGCAGUGCAAAUGUGAUAAUGGGUCUUCUAAAUCUCACAGAAAGUAUCGACGAGUCCUUCAUGCCGAACUCGAGCUGCGAAAGGAUCACCAUCGACUACGAGCAGCACUACUACAGCAUCUGCAUGUCCAAUCGUCGCAUAUAUAUAGUGAAGAUCAGCAAAUCCCAAAAUGGAGGAGCCGCUACAACCACGACCACGACGAGCUCCUCUUCUUCCAAUAGUGUCUACAACGAUGCCAGCGAUUCCGGGGCCGUGCUGGCUUGAAACAUGUCUUCGGAUGCCCCAUCCACAUGCCGAUUUUGCUGGCAGGGAUCGGGGCAAACCAACCACAAUUGGCGCACUCCCAUUCUGUAUCUGAUCCUGCUGUUUAUUUGUCAAAAAAUACAUCAUCUGUGAGCUCCUGCUCGAAAA
This is a messenger RNA of Drosophila elegans, 591 nucleotides long. It is a transcript of the gene Lamtor4, whose product is annotated as ragulator complex protein LAMTOR4 homolog. The record is from RefSeq and is a predicted model, not a curated record. Bases 79 to 444 code for a protein of 121 amino acids. Gene Ontology annotation, biological process: cellular response to amino acid stimulus; positive regulation of TOR signaling. The transcript has 2 exons. Lineage: Eukaryota; Metazoa; Arthropoda; Insecta; Diptera; Drosophilidae. Gene Ontology annotation, cellular component: lysosome; Ragulator complex. Gene Ontology annotation, molecular function: guanyl-nucleotide exchange factor activity.